AUGAGGGUUCUUCUGGUACUUGUUGUGGCUUUAUUUACUGGCUGCCAUGCCAACCUAUUUUAUGCUGAUGAGCCCAAGCCACAGCUGGAACAGGUAACUGAUGCAUUCUGGGAUUAUGUCGGCCAGGCUACCCGUACAGCUGAGGACGGCCUUAAGACGAUAAGGGAAUCUCAGCUGGGACAGGAAGUCAAUGCCAGGAUCACAGAAGGUGCGGGCAUGGCCAACCGAUAUGCUGUGACUGUCCAGAAUCACCUGUCACCUUUGGCCCAGGACUUCAUGACAACAGUCACUAAAGAGGCUGAUCGCAUGAGGGAGCGUCUGAAGCAGGAACUGAUCAGCAUGAGAGAUAAACUGCAGCCCUAUUCUGAAGAUCUGAAGGCUCAACUCCAGCAGAUAGUGGAGGAACUCAGGACUGCUGUGGCCCCAUAUUCUGAGUCCCUGGACUCAGAAAAACUGAAAGCCACCGUGCUCCAGAAGAGCAAGGAACUGAGGGGAAGCUUGGAGAAGGGUGUGGAAGAUCUGCAGUCCCAGCUCAGUCCAUACACAGAGGAGUUCAAGCACACAGUGGACCAGCACCUGAAGGACAUCCAACAUAGUGUAGCUCCCCUGGCUGAGGACCUCCAGAUGGUACAGCAGAGCCUGGCACCCUAUGCUGAGGAUCUGAAGGAAAAGUUGGAUCCAUAUGCAGAGGACUUGAGAGCCAGACUCAUCUCCCUCUAUGAGUCCUUCACUGAGACCAUUUAA
This is a messenger RNA of Chanos chanos (milkfish), 744 nucleotides long. Its product is annotated as apolipoprotein A-IV-like. The coding region runs from base 1 to 744 and encodes 247 amino acids. Lineage: Eukaryota; Metazoa; Chordata; Actinopteri; Gonorynchiformes; Chanidae. Gene Ontology annotation, biological process: phospholipid efflux; cholesterol efflux; lipoprotein metabolic process. The record is from RefSeq and is a predicted model, not a curated record. Gene Ontology annotation, cellular component: low-density lipoprotein particle; extracellular vesicle; chylomicron. The transcript has 3 exons. Gene Ontology annotation, molecular function: cholesterol transfer activity; phosphatidylcholine-sterol O-acyltransferase activator activity; phospholipid binding.